GUGCACGAUCCUAGCUAAGCACUUCUCAGCUUUUCUUCUACGGCCAUCUCUCUCUGGUUCCGACCUUCAACAGUGAACACAUCGCUGUUCCUUCAUCUUCUCUGCCCCUGCGACGAUAUUCCUUCACGACUCUUUGACAACCUAAUUGGCGCCUUUCCCAACUUAUGGCGCAGCCCGUAUUCGAUCACCAUCCAUUGGAACAGUAUCUUAGAGAAGCUGGCGAGGCUCCAGAAUUAAUGCCUGGUGGAGUGGCCGAGUUUUUGCCUCAACCAGAAGACAGAACAGACAACUUUCCCUUUGAAGAUGUCACAAAUCAUGAGACUUGUCCUAAUUUCCUGAAAGAUCUUGCUCAGACCAUACGCGCCAUGAUAUUCACAGAGUCCUCUUCAGCCUUCGUCGAACGUUUCAAGUACAGCGUCAUAUCCUCGCCCCUACUCUCUCCAUCUCUACUUCAACCUCAUAUUGCCCGACUGCCUCGCUUACCAGGCCACCACAGUCGAGAUUCAAGCCUCGGUUCUUCAGAGAUUUCACACCGACCUAUUCAUUCCUUACCCCAAGAUCAUCAAUACUAUACUUUCUUUCUGGCUCUCGCACUCGUUACUGUUUUAUUUGGUGCCGGUUAUUACUUCGCAAGUCUUGUGUUGUUCGGGAUUUCAACGUUGCUCUUGUAUAUAUGCAAUCCAGAAUCUUCAUCAAAGUAUGAUAUGACUCCCUAUUUGGAUACACUUAAUGAUCUUAUAGCAGCCGGAAAUGUUUGGGACUCGGCAGUCCAAGAAGCCAUGACAACACUAGAAAAAAAUGAAGAAAAUACAUUAGUAACGCCAUUCUCCCCCGCCUCUACUCUUAGAAUAGCCCUUCAUUCUGCUUUGUUGACGACUCAGAGUCAGUGUGACAAUGUUCGCCAACUACUUUCAGCACUUGCAUCCCAUUCUGAACUGUCACAGAUAUCAGAAAUGUAUGCACCUCCCUCCCCGAUGCCAUUCAAGUCAUUUUCUCCCCUCUCUCCUUCUCGACCCUCUUCUUAUCCUGAAGCAAUACAAUUACGAACCCGCACACGCUCUGUUCCGGACUCAGUAGAGAACAAGCGAGCGACUUGGAAUGGUUCGUACUCUUAUCUGGCCAAUGCCGGGAGCCCUUCCCUGCAACUCACUAGACGACGAGAGAAGCGUCGAUCGGAUCUUUCCGCACUUCUCCAAACGGCAGGCACAACCAGCACCUUGCAACAGAGUCGAAGUGCUCCGGCUACCCCCCUCGUGGAGGAGCAAUUGGCAGGCGUUCUAGAAGAACGAUCCGGGACAGAGAAUGAUGCAAGCGGGGCAGCUGCAAUCUUUGAUCAUGAUCAUGAUUCAGAAGAGUAUCAAUCAUUUGGCCCUUCUGCGUUGAGACUGCGCCGAACGCGUACGAUUGGAGGUCUCAAAGUUCUAGGAGCAUCCACAUCACUACCAAGUUCACCUCCUGUGAAAUCCACUUUUUCCUCAAGUUCAUUGACCAACUUUCCUGCUCGCUCUCCACGUACUUCGCAGUUCGCGACCGUGCCAUCGGCCUCCCGUUUUACUGCGAUGCAGGCACCAAGGCAUCCUUUAUCUCUUUCAUCACUUAACACAGCAUUACAGAAUGCUCUAGCUUCGAAACGGUAUACAUGCUCACAUCUUCUCGCUCUGCGAUUUGUAGAAGAAGGAGAUGACGAGACGUACUGGGAGAACGUGAAGAGUGUUAUGAUGUUGCUGACUAGUACAUUUGCGGAUGCGAGUGCACGACUGACGGAGGCUUUGGACUUUGUAGAAGAUCAGAGGCUCAAUGAUGAGACGCCUAGUCCUGGGCCAUCACGCGUUGAUCUGACUUUUGAUGAGACGAAAUGGUCCUCUGGGCAUAGAAAUUCCCAUAGAGAGUCGUUCGCGCCUAUGCGGAGCGACCUCAGUAGGUUUGCCACCCAUGUAGAAGCAAUAUCGUCUGCUCUGGAUGAUGCGCGAGAGCAAUUAAUAGCGUGCGUUGCUGCAAUCAAAUCCAGCAGACAUAGGUCCGAGGCCGAUGAUGACACAGUCACGACUCCACAGUUGUCAACCUCCGCUGAACCUUUCGUAAGGGAAGAACAUCCGGCCCUACAGGCCUAUGAGCGACUUCGGCGCGAACUUGGACUUGCUUUGCGUGAAUGUGAGCGAGGACGGGAACGUUUAUUGGAUAUCAUUUCGCCCCCUCGUCAACAUUCAGAUGAAUCUGAAGAUGAAAAUUCUUCCCAAAUUUCCCCUCAUGACCUUCCUACGCUAGGACAUGACGCCAGCGACGAAUCAUCCGACAGACCCGAGUCAAUGGCUCCCUUAGAGUAUGAGCUUUCUGUCGACCCUGCCGACCCCGUUGCCAUCGUCAACUCUUUGGAUGAUGUUACGUCGCAUCUCCUUCUGACAUCCACUUCCAAACACUUGCCGCCUCCCGGAAUCGAACAAGUUUAUGAAGGUGACUCUGGUGCUGCUGGUGUCUACAGGCGAGAACGUUCUAAGCUUAGUAGGGAGGAACGGAUUCAGCUAGCUAAGAAGGCGAAUGAGGAGGGAGGUCAAAAGCGUCAGUCAGGAGACCAGUCAUCAUCAAUUCCUAGUGAAAGAUGGGGUCCUGGAGGUGAAGUUGUUCAGGAAUUGAAGGAUGUUAUCUGGAAGGUUGGAGAAAGGAGACGGAAGAUGGUUGACGGCCAGAUACAUAAUGUAGUACCGGAAGCUCCACGGGCAUUGGAUUAAUCGUAGAGAGAGUUCUUGCAUUGUAUCUAUCUGUCAUUAUUAGUAGUCGUACUUGCUAUCCAUGUUCAAAUUGUUCAAGUCAUCUGUCUGUUAUUUGAAUAUUACUCUUUUUAGAAUGAAUGUCACG
Molecule: messenger RNA, 2853 nt
Organism: Lentinula edodes (shiitake mushroom)
Lineage: Eukaryota; Fungi; Basidiomycota; Agaricomycetes; Agaricales; Omphalotaceae
Exons: 5
Coding region: 165-2726 (853 amino acids)
Source: RefSeq, a predicted model, not a curated record